This is a messenger RNA of Triticum dicoccoides, 1054 nucleotides long. RefSeq names its product trafficking protein particle complex subunit 4-like. The record is from RefSeq and is a predicted model, not a curated record. The transcript has 5 exons. NCBI's taxonomy places the organism in Eukaryota, Viridiplantae, Streptophyta, Magnoliopsida, Poales, Poaceae. Gene Ontology annotation, cellular component: TRAPP complex. Gene Ontology annotation, biological process: endoplasmic reticulum to Golgi vesicle-mediated transport. The coding region runs from base 285 to 716 and encodes 143 amino acids.
UUAGUCGCCGCUAUUCGCUCAAAGAGAAAGAAAAAAGAAACGGCUCUCCUCACUCGUCUCCGACGCCUUUGGAUCUCGCCGAGCCGUCGACAUCGUGCCUCCUCGCCGCCGCGAAGAGGAGGGAUCGCACUCCCGCACGAACGAAGGAGCCAGGGUUCUCCGCCGCCGCCACUGCAGCCGGCCCUCCGGCGAACCUCCAGCCCGCGCCGCCGCCUCCCGGAGCAGCGCUCCUCUGCCGGCCCAGGAGUUUAGCUGUUAAUUCUGCUCAGCCUUCUUGUGUGGCUAUGGGGACAGUCGCAAUCUACAGCCUUUUCAUCAUCAACAAGUCUGGCGGCCUUAUAUACUACAAGGACUAUGGCUCAGCGGGGAGAAUGGACACCAACGACAGUUUGCGUCUGGCGAGUCUCUGGCACUCGAUGCAUGCUAUCUCACAGCAGCUGUCCCCUACCACUGGCUGUACUGGCAUUGACCUCUUACAGGCCCACAAUUUCGAUCUCCAUUGCUUCCAAUCCCUCACAGGGACCAAAUUUUUCGUUGUAUGCGAAACAGGCGCUCAAAAUAUGGAAAUCCUGCUGAAAACUAUAUAUGAGCUGUACACGGAGUUUGUUUUGAAGAACCCAUUCUACGAGAUGGAGAUGCCAAUCCGGUGUGAGCUCUUUGACCUCAACUUAGCUCAUGUCAUCCAGAAGGACCGUGUCGCACUUCUGAGCCGGUGAAACAUGAAAGGAACAUACGGAGCACAAUUUCGUGUGUGUUUCUCUACCAUCUUUGUAUUUGGUCACAUAGAACAUGGUUCUUCUUGAAAGUGAUUCUGGCUGGUAACAUGAAUGUGGUUUGCACUUUGAUAUCUGUAAAUCUGCUAUACAGUGCUGGGUUACAGCAUUUCCAAGACAGACGAUGUGUCUAGACUUUGACAUUGCUGAGUUUGAAUUUCCAUGCCUCCGUGAUUUGAACAAGAUUAUGUAUUGGUGGCCAUGUGGGUAAAUAACCUGUAUAACGGUCGGUAAUACCAUGAAUAUCAGAUGUUUUAUAUACUGGCUGUCUUUUUGGACCA